AUACAGGAAUGGAAGCCGCCGACCAACCUCAAGGAACUCCAAAGUUUCUGGGUUUUGUCAACUACAUCCGCCGCUUUAUCCCCAAUACGGCAGGGUUAUCUGCCCUGCUAACAGACCGAUUGAAGGAUCACGAUUGUUUUUGGUGGGGUGAGAAGCAACAAGCUGCAUUCGACCAGCUCAAAAUCGCCCUCACGUCCUCGCCCGUACUUCGCAUCUCCGAUCCCAACCGUCCAUACGAAGUCGUCACAGACGCCAGCGACAUCGCCAUCGGUGCAGUUCUAUUACAGGAUUUCGGCGACGGGUUACAACCAGUCGCCUACGAAUCACGGAAGCUGCAAGGCGCGGAGAAGAACUAUACAGUGCACGACAAGGAGAUGCUGGCGAUCGUCCACGCGUUCAAGACCUGGCGGUGCUACCUGACCGGAGCUGACGUCACGGUGCGGACGGACCACAAAUCCUUACAGUACCUGCGCGCCCAACCGAAUCUCAACCCACGACAGAUUCGAUGGCUCGAUUUCCUCGAGUCCAACUUCCACUACACCAUCACCUACAAACGGGGUGCCAAUAAUAUCGCCGAUGCCUUGACCCGCCCUACAGUCCAUACCCGGAAUUAUUACUGGCCGAACAUGGCCGAUGACGUGCGCAAGUACGUGUCCUCCUGCACUAUCUGCCAGAUCAUGAAAUCGUCGCAUCAGCGAGCAGCCGGACUACUACAGCCGUUGGAUCCACCCGAGCGACCCUGGCAACACGUCACGAUGGACUACGUGACAGGACUGCCGGCCGACCCCAGCGGCAACGACGCCAUCCUCGUGGUCGUGGACCGACUCACAAAAAUGGCGCACUUCAUCGCCUGCCAACAGACAAUCACCGCCGAACAAACUGCGCAGCUGUUCAUCGCGAACGUCAUCCGACUGCACGGACUGCCCUCCGCCAUCAUUUCGGACCGAGACCCAAAAUUCACAUCGAAUUUUUGGCGCCACCUGUGGGACCAGUUCGGCACCAAACUCCAAUUUUCAUCCGCCUACCACCCACAAACCGACGGGCAGACCGAACGCGUUAACCAAACCAUGGAGCAGCUCAUUCGCACUACCUGUACUGACCCCUCGACAUGGGAGAAAUCUCUACCGCUACUCGAAUUCGCGUAUAAUAACGCGACCUCAGCCACAACCAAUCACUCCCCAUUUUUCCUCAACUACGGACAGGACCCGGUAGUACCCUCUACACCGAACAUCGACUGAACCGUCGGAUGGUUGAUUUCCU
This is a messenger RNA of Closterium sp. NIES-67, 1260 nucleotides long. The record is from the annotation of a GenBank genome assembly. Lineage: Eukaryota; Viridiplantae; Streptophyta; Zygnematophyceae; Desmidiales; Closteriaceae.